AUGUCUGAUACACAGGGGCAUCACCACGGGCACACUGGUGGGCACGAGUUUGUCGAGGAAGCUGUUUUUAAGUAUGUUUCUGGGCCCAUAUCAGGAGAGUCCGAUAGCUCGACGGUUGCGGUAAGAAGCGGAAGCGGACCAUCGUCAACGGGCAGCACGGCGGCUACAGGCGGCAGCGGGCGGAGACACAGUGGAAUCGGCGUGGAGGGGCUUCGCGUAAAGGACAAAGACAAGGAGAUGGAUUGGUACCUUAAGCACAAUGACGAGGAAGAGCUUCAUGGACGCGGCGAGGACUCCAGCGCGGCUGCAGCAGCCGUGGCUGCAGCAGCCGUGGCGGCAGCGCUUGGAGAGCGCGGCAAGCGGCGCGGGUCAGACGAGCUGGAGGCGUUGAAGAAGUCGAAGCGGCAGAAGGCGAAGGCGAAAAAGCUGAAGUCCCAGCUAGGCGCGGUUGACCCGGAGUUGGCGUCUUUGGACAGCACGGACAACGACCACCUUGUGCGCAAGGCAAUUAUGGAUGUGGACCAUAUAUCACAACAUCCAGAUAUUCAACAGUAUCUCAACACUGAGGACGAGGAGACUGAGAAGGAUAAGGAUAAAGAUGAUGAGCUUGGGCUUGCGCCAGCGUACGAAGACAGCGAGCAGAAGAUUGCUUUGAAAAAGGCCGAGGUCCUACCGAAGAUUCUCGACCCAGACUCAUCCGACCGGGAUAUCGGUAACUUGAUCCGGGAAGCUGUCAAAAAGGCUGCGCAUAUCAUAAACUUGCAGACGCAGUCUACGGGAAAGUCGUUCGACGAGACCGAAGAAGAGGCCUUAGAACAGUUUGUUCAAGACUACCAGGUUAUCAAAGGUAUGACCCGCCGCCAAAUUUGCGAGCGGAUAUGGAGUAACGAGCGCCGUAAAGACGAUUUUUGGACGAACAUAUGCAGGGUUUUGCCCUACCGUACGCGUUCUUCUAUAUACAAACAUGUGCGUCGUAAGUACCACAUCUUUGAACAACGUGGCAAAUGGACACCCGAAGAGGACGCAGAGUUAGCGCGCUGGUGUAUGGAGAAGGAAGGUCAGUGGUCUAAUAUCGGGAAGGUGUUGGGCCGCAUGCCAGAGGACUGCAGAGAUCGUUGGAGAAAUUAUAUCAAGUGCGGAGCCAGCCGCGCGUCCAAUAAGUGGUCUCCGGAAGAAGAGGAAAAAUUGAAGUCCGUGAUUACUGAGAUCCUUGAGUCAGCUCCAAAAAACCACUUAGAUGGCGUUGAUGAUAAGGAUGAGUAUGAAGGGACCGAUGACAAUCGCUCUAUGGGGCGUGCGGUAUCACCUUCCUCCAAGUCAUUGGCUCACGAACUUGAACUCGUUCGUGGAGAUCGGGUAUCGUUAGGAGAUAGUGCCGGCGAAAAGGAUCAAGGUUCCCCUGGUUUAGGUGUCAAAGCAGGAUCCCCCCGGGAUGUUAUCAACUGGACGAUAGUCAGUGAAAGGAUGGGUGGUCAGCGGUCACGAAUUCAGUGUCGUUACAAAUGGAACAAGCUAUUGAAGAAGGAGGCGAUGAACAAGAUCAAAACGAUAAGCGAUGAGGACAAAACGUGGCUCUUGCUUAAACUAAAGGACUUAGGAUUUACAGAAGACUCGCAAGUAGAUUGGGAAGAACUUGCUGCCCUCAUGCCAGGCCGUAGAUGGACAGGCACUGAGCUGAAACUAUGUUACGAAAAGUUGAGGACCAGCGUGCGCCAAUACAAGAAGAAACCGAUCAGCGAAAUAUGUAGGGAACUCGUUGAUUAUCAUGAUGGCAAGGCUAUUCUUUCCAAGACCUGA
Molecule: messenger RNA, 1797 nt
Organism: Eremothecium gossypii ATCC 10895
Lineage: Eukaryota; Fungi; Ascomycota; Saccharomycetes; Saccharomycetales; Saccharomycetaceae
Product: ABL092Wp
Exons: 1
Coding region: 1-1797 (598 amino acids)
Biological process (GO): regulation of DNA-templated transcription
Cellular component (GO): nucleus
Molecular function (GO): DNA-binding transcription factor activity; transcription cis-regulatory region binding
Source: RefSeq, marked provisional